This is a messenger RNA of Phyllopteryx taeniolatus (common seadragon), 921 nucleotides long. Its product is annotated as chymotrypsin A-like. Gene Ontology annotation, biological process: proteolysis. The record is from RefSeq and is a predicted model, not a curated record. Bases 102 to 893 code for a protein of 263 amino acids. Gene Ontology annotation, molecular function: serine-type endopeptidase activity. NCBI's taxonomy places the organism in Eukaryota, Metazoa, Chordata, Actinopteri, Syngnathiformes, Syngnathidae. The transcript has 7 exons.
CACGCGCUGCGUGGCCACGCCCCCUGCCGCUCCCCUCCAAUCGGGCGUGCCCGUGUGCGUAUAAAAGCCUGACAUUUGCUCGGAUAAGGCAUGUUGUCGCCAUGGGCUUCCUGUGGAUCCUGUCGUGCCUCGCCUUUGUCGGCGCCGCUUACGGUUGCGGCUCUCCCGCCAUCGCUCCCGUGAUCACGGGAUACUCUCGUAUCGUCAACGGCGAGGAGGCGGUGCCUCACUCGUGGCCCUGGCAGGUGUCGCUGCAGGACUACACGGGCUUCCACUUCUGCGGCGGCUCCCUCAUCAACGAGAACUGGGCGGUCACGGCCGCGCACUGCAACGUCAGGACUUCCCACCGCGUGGUUCUGGGUGAGCACGACCGCUCGUCCGCUGGCGAGGACACCCAGGUCAUGAGGGUGGGCAAGGUGUUCAAGCACCCCCGCUACAACGGCUACACCAUCAACAACGACAUCCUGCUCAUCAAGCUGGCCGGCCCCGCCCAGAUGAACAUGCGCGUGUCGCCCGUCUGCGUGGCCCAAGCCGGCGACGACUUCCUCGGCGGCGUGAAUUGCGUCACCUCCGGCUGGGGGCUGACCCGACACAACGCCCCCGACACGCCGGCCCUCCUCCAGCAGGCCUCCCUGCCGCUGCUGACCAAUGAGCAGUGCCGGAGAUACUGGGGCAACAAGAUCAGCAACCUGAUGAUCUGCGCCGGAGCCUCCGGAGCUUCAUCCUGCAUGGGCGACUCUGGCGGCCCCCUGGUCUGCCAGAAGGCGGGCGCCUGGACCCUGGCGGGCAUCGUGUCCUGGGGCAGCGGAACGUGCACGCCCACCAUGCCCGGCGUCUACGCCCGCGUCACCGAGCUCCGCGCCUGGAUGGACCAGAUCGUCGCCUCCAACUGAACACAAUAAAAGCUUCAAAAACCACAAA